AUGGACUGGCACAAUACGGAUUUUGGUCUCAAGGAGCAGUUUCACGAUUUAUCUGGGACCGAGGAAAUUCCAAUGAACCUCAAUCUCAGCAGUGCUCCAGAAUCCGACGAACUGGGUGAUCUUUUCCGAGAUCUACCAUUCUUUCCCCCCAGCCAAGAACUCAACCCUAUUUCUCAGUAUCAUACUGGGUUGAAUACUCUUUCUACCUCAUCAACACUGGGAAAUGUAGCCUCGGGCUUUCAAUGCCCCAGUCAAGGAAACCAAACGGAAUAUGUUCAGCGCCCCGACAACAAUCAUGGCGGCUUGAGUGAGAUUAGCACAGCUACCCAUCCGUUGCUGUGCAUUUGGCCAGGUUGCACUCGACCCGGCCCUUUCUCCCUCAUAAAAAGCCUCAAACGACAUAUCCACACCCAGCAUGUCGCUCCACGUUCCUUUAAAUGCCCUCACGAUGGAUGUACCAUGUACUUCAAUCGGAAGGACAAUCUAGAUCAGCACUUGCGCUCCAAUACUCAUGGAAAGAAAACCUGA
Molecule: messenger RNA, 528 nt
Organism: Penicillium manginii
Lineage: Eukaryota; Fungi; Ascomycota; Eurotiomycetes; Eurotiales; Aspergillaceae
Exons: 2
Coding region: 1-528 (175 amino acids)
Source: RefSeq, a predicted model, not a curated record